UCGAACUCGCAGCGAUCCUCCUGCCUCAGCCUGCCGAGUGCUAGGAUUACAGGCGUGCACCACCACGCCUGGCUACUUUGAUUCUUUAAUGUGAGAAAGGUCAGCGAUUUAAGAGACACCUCACAGAAACCAAACAGAAGGGUCCUGAUUGCCUGCGUAUUUGGUUUAUGUGGGUACUGGGGAUUGAACCUGCGCCUUCGCACCGAGCUGCAUUUCCCGCGGUCUCCUGCUUACCCCUUUUUCUUGGGGAAACAGAGUCUCACAGAGUUGCUCAGUUGCCCAGGCUGGGCUGGAACCUGCAGUCCUCCUACCUCAGCCUCCCAGAAUGCUGUGACUACAGAUGAAGAUCCAGUUUCGAACAUGAGACUCAGUGGGCGAUCAUUUCAUUGAGAUAACUUGAAUGACCAGGUGUAAAGUGCAAGAGGAAUGUGCAAUGACUGAGGCAAGGCAAACUAUUUUAUGGCCAACGUCUACCUCUUUUGAUUCUACAAGAGAAACUAUGCCUCCAGCAGCCCCUAAAGCCCAGGAAUCCAGUCAGCUAUCAUGCAGACUCAUGGCUGAAAAACAGCAGGAGGAAGCAGAAUGGGAAAUCAUAAAUGUGCUGUUAAUGAGACAUGGCUUAAAACCUUUGUGCCUAGUUGAAAGAACAGAUCUUAAAGAUCUUAUAAUUUUUGAUAAACAGUCAUCACAAAGGAUGAGGCAGAAUUUGAAAAUGUUGGUGGAAGAAACAGAUCGUCAACAGAACGUGAUACAAGAGCUCAUAGAAACUAAUCAACAGCUUAAAAAUGAGCUUCAGCUAGAAAAAAACCGAGCAGCACAUCAGGAACAACGAGCUAAUGACUUGGAACAGAUUAUGGAGAGUGUGAGAUGCAAGAUUGGUGAAUUGGAAGAUCAGUCUGUAAAUAGGGUUUGCCAGCAACAGAAUGAAAUGAAAGAUCUUCAGAAGGAGCAUAGAACUUUACAGUCAAAAUGCCAGCAUUAUAAGAAAAAACAAAUGGAACAGCAACAUAUUAUUGCUGCUUUGCAAAAGGAUGUCUGUCGAUUAACAAAAGAGGAAGAAGAACGAAUUAUCACGCAAAACAGAGUGUUUGCCAGUCUCUGCAAAAGAGUUCCUCAUACAGUCUUGGAUCAACAAGUUCCUUGUCUAUUCUGGCUAUUAUCCCUUUUCAGGUUGCUUUCCUUGAUUGACUACUAUGAAUCUAAAAUUAGAAAAAUCCAUAAACAAAGGCAGUACAAAAAAGAUGAAAGUCAGUCGGAAGAAGAAAAAGAUUACAGAAAUCUGAAUGCUUCACUACCUUACAAAGGCCUUCUAACAGUAUUACAGAAUCAACUCAAGGAAUCAAGGUCCAAGAUUGAUGUACUUUUAAGUGAAAAGCUGAACCUCCAAAAAGAUUUAGAAAGCAGGCCCACACAACAUGAAUUAAGACUUUAUAAACAACAAGUGAAGAAACUGGAGAAAGCCCUCAAGAAAAACAUAAAAUUACAGGAACUUAUCAGUCAUACAAAAACUGAGGACACAGACAAAAAAGAUGAACCCAGCAAAGAAAACCAUCAACAGGCUCUAGUUGACCAGAGAUACUUUCAGGUGCUAUGUAGUAUCAAUUCAAUUAUUCAAAAUCCAAGAGCUCCAGCAAUAAUUUAUAAACAGAGCAAAGAAGGACCCCAACAUUUUAACAAAGACUUUGUUCAGGAUUGUGGAUUUGAACACCUUGUUCCUAUAAUAGAAAUGUGGGCAGAUGAACUGACAUCCCUGAAGGAUUUGUAUAAGUCGUUGAAAGUACUAUCUUCAGAACUGGUGCCUUGGCAUUACUUAAAGAAACAGGAUGAAAAUGAAGGUAUCAGAGUUGAAAAUCUGUUGUUUAUGGUGGAUACCAUGUUGGAAGAAGUUGAAAAUAAGGAAAAGAACAGCAACACGCCAGACUUUCAAACUUUGCAAGCCAUUGUCUCUCACUUCCAAAAGUUAUUUGAUGUGCCUUCCUUAAAUGGAGUCUUCCCCCGAAUGAAUGAGGUUUAUACUAGGCUUGGAGAAAUGAGCAAUGCUGUGAGGAACCUCCAAGAACUCUUAGAAUUAGAUAGUUCAUCCUCAUUGUGUAUGCUGGUGAGCACAGUUGGAAAAUUGUGUAGGCUGAUUAAUGAGGAUGUGAAUGAGCAGGUUAAGCAAGUAUUAGGACCAGAAGACCUCCAAAGCAUUAUCAACAGACUGGAAGAACAUGAGGAAUUUUUCCCAGCAUUUCAGGCAUUUACUAAUGAUCUGCUUCAGAUCUUAGAAAUUGAUGACUUGGAUGCCAUUGUACCUGCAGUAAAGAAAUUAAAAGUACUUUCAUACUGAAACAAAUCAAAUCACUUUAGUGUGUAAAUUGCAUUUUUGCCAUUCUAAGUAUUCUGUAGGAUUGGUCUUAUUUUGAGACAAAGGGUAUAAAAUAUAUUUGCUUUCAGAAUUCAUCCUCUUAGUGUUGGGUGAUUCUCCUUGUAAUUUUUUUUUAUUAACUUUAAUCUUACAAAAAGUAGCUGCUAAGUUAUUAAAAUAGUAAGUUAACUCCAGAUCCCUUGAUCAUUUUUUAAGCAAUUCUUGAGUGCUUAGAAUUUAGGGUAGAGUUUGUGAGUAAAAGACCCAGAGAGAGAGUAUGUAAAUAAUAGAAAAGUUGUGUUUAAGUUCAGGGUUUGCUCACCUUCUGGUCAGGGCAAAAGGAUUGCCAGGUCUAGUCAAUAGUAAGCUACUGCUUUCCUGGCAAGGAUUAACUGAUAUUCUGUUAAGGCAUCUCUCGUGGCAAUUGUCUUUUCAGAGCAGGAAGGAGAAAGGGAAAAAAGAAAAAAAAUUGUAUCUUUGUGUUAGGGUAGGAAGUGAAUCAUGGGGUAAAAUAGAUGAGUAGAAGGAUGUUUGUCUUUUUUAAAGUCUUUUUAGCAAUCUUGAUGUAAUGUGCUUUUUAUAAGGCGAUACAAUUUCAAAUAAAAGUUUUGUAAAAAAACAUUUCCAAA
This is a messenger RNA of Chinchilla lanigera (long-tailed chinchilla), 2976 nucleotides long. RefSeq names its product centrosomal protein 70kDa (gene Cep70). The transcript is spliced from 19 exons. The coding region runs from base 401 to 2329 and encodes 642 amino acids. Lineage: Eukaryota; Metazoa; Chordata; Mammalia; Rodentia; Chinchillidae. Gene Ontology annotation, biological process: cilium assembly; regulation of microtubule cytoskeleton organization. Gene Ontology annotation, cellular component: centrosome. Gene Ontology annotation, molecular function: gamma-tubulin binding. The record is from RefSeq and is a predicted model, not a curated record.